UACCCUUAAUAUCUCCCCUUCUUUUCACUGUUUGAUCUUAGGCCGAUAAUGAGAAGCAAUGUGGGUCUCAUUGCUCCAUGGUUCCCACCAAUGAAACCUUUGGGCUUGUUGGACUUUUUUUUUUCCCUCUUUGGAAAAGAUUCCCUGCUUUCACGAGGAUUUGAUGUAGGUGUCCCCCAGAGUUUUCGCUGGUCGAUUUCUCGACAGUGGUUGCAGCCAUUGCACCAGAACCAUUUGUUUUGGUGGUUGUCAUAGCUGUUAUGUCAGCUUUGGCUCAUUCUUUUGCUAACGUUUGGCCUGUCUCCCUGGAGGUCUUCAACGUCUUUUAUUUUUUUCUUUUUCUAGGGAAAGGGGGUGGUGGCAUGACCUCCCCUAAAGGCGUGUAUGUCGUUUGACCAAUUACAGUGGCUCAGUUUCCACCGGAGCUUUCUCCCCCUCUUGGUUUUGUGUGAAAAGAUGGAGCAGCAACGAAGCUUAUCGGGGUCGUCGCAGAGCCCCAGAUCUCCGUCGUCACAACCGUAUCUAUCAGUUUCCGUGACGGAUCCCGUUAAAUUAGGCAAUGGCGUCCAAGCUUACAUAUCCUAUCGUGUCAUCACCAAGACCAAUUUCCCUGAAUACCAAGGCCCGGAGAAGAUUGUUAUUAGGCGUUACAGUGACUUUAUUUGGUUACGCGAUCGCCUUUUCGAAAAGUACAAAGGCAUAUUCAUUCCUCCUCUUCCCGAGAAGAGUGCUGUAGAGAAAUUUCGGUUUAGUGCUGAAUUUAUUGAAAUGAGACGCCAAGCAUUGGAUAUAUUUGUUAAUAGGAUUGCUUCCCAUAAUUUGCUUCAACAGAGUGAAGAUCUUAGAACUUUUUUGCAGGCAGAUGAAGAGACAAUGGAGAGACUGAGAUCUCACGAGACUGGUAUUUUUAAGAAGAAGCCAGCUGAUUUGAUGCAAAUGUUUAAGGAUGUACAGUCUAAGGUGAGUGAUGUUGUUCUUGGAAAGGAAAAACCUGUUGAAGAGUCAAAUCCUGAAUAUGAGAAACUUAAACAGUAUGUUUUUGAGCUUGAAAAUCAUUUGGCUGAAGCUCAGAAGCAUGCUUAUCGUCUUGUAAAGAGACACAGAGAGUUGGGGCAAUCACUAUCUGAUUUUGGUAAGGCAGCCAAGCUUCUUGGUGCUUGUGAAGGACAAGUCCUUGGGAAGGCAUUUUCUGAUCUUGGGGCCAAAUCUGAGGUGCUAUCGGCUAAGCUGCAGAAGGAGGCCCAUCAACUCUUGAUGAGUUUUGAAGAACCCUUGAAGGAUUACGUUCGUGCUGUCCAGUCCAUAAAGGCCACAAUAGGAGAGAGAGCGAAUGCUUUCAGGCAACAGUGUGAACUGGCUGAAACAAUGAAGUUGAAGGAGAUAAAUCUUGACAAGCUCAUGCUAACACGCUCUGAUAGGGUGGGAGAAGCCGAGCAUGAGUACAAGGAGUUGAAGGCAGCAAGUGAGGAGGCGACAAGAAGAUUUGAGACAAUCGUCCAACUGAUGAAUGAAGAGAUUGUACGUUUCCAGGAACAGAAAACUCAAGACAUGGGGAUUGCUUUUCAUGAAUUUGCAAAGGGACAGGCCCGACUGGCAAAUAGUGUUGCAGAUGCCUGGCGGAGUCUCCUUCCUAAGCUUGAAGCCUGCUCGUCUGUGUAAUAAUGAAGGUGGAGUUAUUAUCAUUGAACUUAUUCCUCAUCCUGGGUGGUGGGUAGAUUUGAGGAAUGGCAGAGUAGCUUUUGCUAUGUAAAGCACGAGUAUGAGGAGCUAGAUCUGCCAUUUUAUGUUGUACCUGUUAUGGUACGGUUUGACUCGGUUCUGCUUGCACACAUUUUAAACUGAAAGAAAAGUUAACGUUACAGAGCAAAACUGAGAGAAAACAAUAACUUUCACGUGUAUUUCAUCCUCCAAUUCUUAACCCUUUUUUAUUUGAACUGGAUUGUUCUUCAUUUGUAAUUUGUAAAUGAGAUUGUGCUUGCAAAGGUAUUGUUAAAGAAAUCGGACUGGUUGUGCUGUUUGUCUAGUGAAACAUUAUCUGUAAAAACUGAAUGAAAUUACUUUGUCUAGUGAAAGAUAGGAACACUAUGGUAUCAUUUCUCUCA
Molecule: messenger RNA, 2102 nt
Organism: Gossypium raimondii (Peruvian cotton)
Lineage: Eukaryota; Viridiplantae; Streptophyta; Magnoliopsida; Malvales; Malvaceae
Product: sorting nexin 1
Exons: 11
Coding region: 385-1659 (424 amino acids)
Cellular component (GO): endosome
Molecular function (GO): phosphatidylinositol binding
Source: RefSeq, a predicted model, not a curated record